Molecule: messenger RNA, 1906 nt
Organism: Chelonus insularis
Lineage: Eukaryota; Metazoa; Arthropoda; Insecta; Hymenoptera; Braconidae
Gene: AsnRS
Product: asparagine--tRNA ligase
Exons: 9
Coding region: 136-1806 (556 amino acids)
Biological process (GO): asparaginyl-tRNA aminoacylation
Cellular component (GO): cytoplasm
Molecular function (GO): ATP binding; asparagine-tRNA ligase activity; nucleic acid binding
Source: RefSeq, a predicted model, not a curated record
AUAAGCCGGCGUGUCAGUGUGAAUCGUGACUGUACCAAAGCACACCUCACGGAGAAAUAUAGAUUUUAUAUAGGUUAUUUCUCAUUACCACUGCCUACUUUUAAGAAAAUCAUUGCGUCAGAUUAAGAAAAAAUCAUGCCAGAGCAAGAUUUUGCAAAGCUCGCAAUAGAUGGUAUUUAUACCUCAGAGAAAAAUGGAAGUGAUGAAACUGGAGAUGGUACUGAAGCAAAACCAUUUAAAACCAUUCUUCAAGCCAUGAGGUUUGCAGGAAAAGAACCAUUCCCUACCAUUUAUCAAGACUCCAAAGAGUCUGAUAAAAAAUAUGAACCAGCUGCUAAGUCCCAAUUGAAAAAAAUUCAAAAAAUUUGGGUAAGAGAACAGUUUAAAAAUGAAGAGAAGCAAAAAAAAUUAAUGGCAGAUGAUGAAAAACGUGCAAAAAAUUUGGACGAAGCUAAAUCUAUUAUGAUUGAAGAAGAUAAAUCUUUACCAGAAGCAAAACGAAUAAAAAUAAAAGAUACUACUGAAUAUCGAGAUCAACGUGUCAAGCUCUUUGGCUGGGUCCAUCGAUUACGAAGACAAGGCAAAGCCCUCAUGUUUAUUACUUUACGUGAUGGUACUGGAUUUUUGCAGUGUGUACUCAAUGACAAAUUAUGUCAAACCUAUGAUGCUUUAGUGUUGAAUACUGAAGCUUCAGUAGAAUUGUAUGGCACUUUGAGAAUUGUUCCAGAAGGAAAAACUGCUCCUGGAGGACAUGAAUUAUUGGUAGAUUAUUGGAGAUUGAUUGGAAAUGCUCCUCCUGGUGGUGCUGAUUCUAUUCUAAAUGAAGAAGCUCAUCCUGAUGUGCAGCUAGAUAACAGGCACAUCAUGAUUCGUGGAGAGAAUACUUCUCGAGUUCUCAUUAUGAGGUCAGUAUUGCUUCAAGCAUUCAGGGAUCACUAUAUAUCGCGAGGUUAUGUGGAAGUAACUCCACCAACACUUGUACAAACCCAAGUAGAAGGUGGAUCAACUUUAUUCAAGCUUGAUUAUUUUGGAGAAGAAGCCUUUUUAACUCAAAGCUCUCAGCUUUACUUAGAGACAUGUAUACCAGCAAUGGGUGAUGUUUUCUGCAUUGCUCAAUCAUAUCGAGCCGAGCAGUCUAGGACUCGUCGACAUUUAGCAGAAUAUAGCCAUGUUGAAGCAGAAUGUCCAUUUAUAACAUUUAAUGAUUUAUUAGAUCGUCUCGAAGAUUUAAUUUGCGAUGUUGUUGAUCGAGUUUUGAAAUCGCCUUAUGCUGAUAUCGUUAAAGAUUUGAACCCUGGAUUUCAAAUACCUAAAAAGCCAUUCAAACGAAUGAACUACACUGAAGCUAUUGAAUAUUUACGCGAACACAAUAUUACCAAAGAAGAUGGUAGUUUUUAUGAGUUUGGCGAAGAUAUUCCAGAAAUGCCCGAGCGAAAAAUGACCGAUGCUAUCAACGAGCCAAUAAUGCUUUGUCGGUUUCCAGCUAAUAUCAAAUCAUUUUAUAUGUCUAAAUGUGAAGAAGAUGCUCGAUUAACUGAAUCUGUUGACGUUCUUCUUCCGAAUGUAGGUGAAAUCGUAGGAGGAUCAAUGCGUAUUUGGGAUUAUGACGAGUUAUUAGAAGGAUACAAGAGAGAAGGAAUUGAUCCUACUGCUUACUACUGGUACACUGAUCAGAGAAAAUAUGGAACUUGUCCUCAUGGAGGAUAUGGUCUAGGACUCGAAAGAUUUUUGUGUUGGCUAUUGAACAGAUAUCACAUUCGUGAUACAUGUCUCUACCCUCGAUUCCUGGAACGAUGUAAGCCAUAAAUAACUUUGUUAGCUAUGAUAUUUUACAUUAUUAUAUUAAACUAAAUAAUCACAAAUAAUAAAUUGUCUGCAUAAUCUAAGCAUUAUGCUCUAAAAGUAA